Passer domesticus (house sparrow) is the source of this 2471-nucleotide messenger RNA. Its product is annotated as serine/threonine-protein kinase PAK 3-like. Gene Ontology annotation, biological process: regulation of MAPK cascade; intracellular signal transduction; protein phosphorylation. NCBI's taxonomy places the organism in Eukaryota, Metazoa, Chordata, Aves, Passeriformes, Passeridae. Gene Ontology annotation, molecular function: protein serine/threonine kinase activity; ATP binding. Gene Ontology annotation, cellular component: cytoplasm. The record is from RefSeq and is a predicted model, not a curated record. The transcript has 11 exons. The coding region runs from base 672 to 1250 and encodes 192 amino acids.
AGUGUGCAGAGCAGCUCUGUGGCACGCUCACUGCAGGCGGAACCUGCUGAUCGACGAGGUCUCUGCCAGCAGGACUCGGAAUAUUUUUGGUUUUUCCCACAGGCGUUGUCUGGUACAGACUUGAGCAGCGCUGCUCAAGCCAUGGAGGGAGUGUGUGCUGCAGUUUGCGCAGCUUUUUCCGUGGCUUAUUCUGGGUACUUUCUCACCCACCUGGCACGUCACAUCACCCGUGCCUGGAGAGAAUCCGGUCUUUGGAGCCCAACACCAACCUCGGAGGAUCCUCUGGCUGCGUGUCUUCCUGCAGAAGAGGCCAGAGGGGAGGAAGAUGCUCCCCAAACUGCGCCUGCUGCCACUGCAGGGCCUGAGCAUCCAGCAUCAAGCACAAGGGCAGCGUCAGCACCUGCUCUAGCUGCCUCUGUACCUGAGGAAGAGGCUGAAGAGGAGGAAGGUGCCGAUGAACCUGGCCCUGCGGUCAGCCCAUGGCCGGAGCAAACAACACCAGUAAGUGCCUGCUUUGGGUAGCAGCGUCUUUGGUGUCAUUUUGUCCGUCAUGUAAAAGCAGCCUUUGGAUUUUGUGCCUUGAGCUGUUGAAGCGGGCUGCACAAGCUGAGAGGUGAAGAGCCCUGGGUGUGGCCAGCAGCAUCUUCCUAGGGGCUUGCAUUUGAAAUGGAAUGGGGGCAUCUCUGCCAGGCUCAUUUGUGACCCAAAUUCAUUUCUUGUCCCAGAGCUCCAUCUCCUCUGUCCUGGCACCUGCACGAGCUGCAGCUGAAGGCUCGGGAGAAGGCUCCAGUGCCCAGGCUGGAAGCUCAAGCACGAGCAGCUCGUGCACCUGGAGCAUGACCAGCUCGUCUGGCAGCAGAGAGCAGCAGCGAGAGAGGACAGAGGACAAGUGCCUGGCCAUGCUGAAGAUGCUGGUGAGCGAGGGAGAUCCUGAGGCUAAAUACACAGAACUGGAAACUCUUGGCAAAGGGGGUUUCGGCACUGUGUGCAUGGCAGUGGAGACUGCCACAGGAGAAGAGGUGGCCAUCAAGAAAAUUAGUCUCCUGCAAGAGAGCAGCAGUGAGCUGUGCCUGAAUGAAAUCCAGGUCAUGCGUGGCAGUAAGAAUGCCAACCUUGUGAACUAUGUAGACAGCUACCUGGUGGAUGAGGAACUCUGGCUGGUGAUGGAAUACAUGGACAGAGGUUCUUUACAUGAUGUCAUCAGGGAGACUCGCAUGGCAGAAGGAGAGAUAGCAGCUGUCUCUCAGUAGUGCCUGCAAGGCCUGGAUUUCCUGCACUCCAAGCAAGUGAUCCACCGAGAUAUCAAAAGCCACAACAUUCUCCUGGGCUUGGAUGGAUCAGUCAAGUUGGCUGAUUUUGGCCUUGCUGCUCAGCUCACCACCGAGCAGAACAAACGGAGAUCAGCUGUUGGAACAACUUACUGGAUGGCGCCAGAAAUUUUCACCAGGAAGCCCUAUGGCCCCAAAGUGGACAUCUGGUCCUUUGGCAUCGUGGGGAUCGAGAUGGUGGACGGAGCGCCUCCGUACCUGAUGAAAACCUCCCGCACGGUACGCUGCAGCUGCUCUCAGACACUGCUGUCACCCUAACAAAAUCUGCUCCCAUUCUUCUGCCUGGGAAGCUUGCCAACACCUGAAAAUGAUAGGUUCCAGGCUGCACAGUCUCUCGUGCUUCUUGGCCAGAUCAUCCCCUUGCCAUUUUUGUGCAUGAACAGGACCUAAAAAUCAGGAUGCCUUUUGCUUGGCAGAAGCUUUGCCUAAGGGAGCAGUGAGCAGUGCUGAGCUGCAUUUUAUGGAAUAAUCCUUGGAAAUAGAAGAGUGAGAUGAAAGUCACUCUUCCAUGUCACUUGUAGAGGCUGUGUCAGUGCUCAGAGAAGCAAAGUGUGCUUUAGCUGAUGGAGCUGCUGCUGAUUCCAUCAUCCAGUGAAAUGAGUGGUCAAGGCAAGAGCCUUUGCCUACUGGACUGGCUAUGGCUGCCUCUGGCUUUGGGUUGUUUUAGUAGGGGUAGGAAAGGUAUCUGCCACCCUGUGGCAGGGAGUAAAGUGCCACUGCAGAGUGGAGCUUGUCCAAUGGGCUCUGUGUGAGCAGUUUGGGGUGCGAAGGAGACAGGUAGAGUGUGGCAUUUCCUUCUUCUCUAGGUUCAACAGCUGAUAAGCACCGGGGCCCCCCCGAAGCUGCAGAAGCCCAGGCAGCAGUCGGCGUGGCUGCGAGACUUUCUGCACUGCUGCCUGGAGAGGGACGAGGACAGGCGCUGGUCUGCCCAGGAACUUCUGCAGCAUCCAUUUGUAACAUCAGCCAAGCCAGCCUCCUCCCUGACGCCUCUGAUCAUGGCCACGCAGGAGUUCAUGGCCGACAGGAGAUACUAGCCCUGGAGGAGGCCUUUGUUGUUGUUUGUUGUUUGAAGUUUGUAGUUUGUAGUUUAUAGCUCGUAGUUUGUAGUUUGUUAUGAGUGAUAGUCAGAAUAAAUACUAUAAU